Cottoperca gobio is the source of this 3230-nucleotide messenger RNA. RefSeq names its product 1-acylglycerol-3-phosphate O-acyltransferase 9, like (gene agpat9l). NCBI's taxonomy places the organism in Eukaryota, Metazoa, Chordata, Actinopteri, Perciformes, Bovichtidae. The record is from RefSeq and is a predicted model, not a curated record. Bases 188 to 1525 code for a protein of 445 amino acids. Gene Ontology annotation, biological process: triglyceride biosynthetic process. Gene Ontology annotation, molecular function: glycerol-3-phosphate O-acyltransferase activity. The transcript is spliced from 15 exons. Gene Ontology annotation, cellular component: endoplasmic reticulum.
ACAGUCCUUUGAGUUAUUCCUCAGGAAGGAAGGACAUGGAUUCAAGUCUGUCAGGAAUACUGAUCGUCAGUGUUUCUGUGCAUUGUGUCAGCGUGUGAACUGUGGCGGAUGUACUCCUCAUUGAAUUAACUGACUGCAUCCAUCUGAGCCAUAGUGCUACUCUUGUACCUCAGGGAAUAAAGUGGAGAUGGAGGAUUUCUGGACAUUUGCUCUUUGGGCGCUGAAGACUUGGCUGUACCUCAUAAUCUGCCUCAUCAUGAUCCCAGCCAUGUUUGGCUUCUCACUGGGCAUCUCCGAGACCUACAUGACCAUCCUGGUGAAAACCUUAGAGUGGGCCACUCUGAACAUACAGAAAGUAUACGCAGAGGAAAGAACACUCACAGCAUCUCCAUCUAAUGGUCUCAUCGAGAGGGAAGAUGGCUCUAUGGAGAAAGAGUUGGAGGAACUCCGACGCAGUCGCCCUAAAUCACUGGGCAGUGAUUUUACACUUAGUGACUGUGUCUAUUUCACCCGGCGAGGAAUCGAGAGCAUUGUAGAGGAUGAGGUGACCCAGCGGUUCACUUCAGAGGAGCUGGUGUCGUGGAACUUACUGACUCGCACCAACAACGAUUUCCAGUACAUCAGUCUGAAGGUGACACUGGUCUACGGCAUCGGCAUCUUUAUGAGAUACUGCAUCCUCGCCCCACUCAGGAUAACUCUGGCCUGCAUUGGCCUCUCCUGGUUGGUCAUAGGAACAUCGGCAGUUGGAUUACUUCCAAAUUGGAGCAUAAAGUUCUGGCUCAGUGAAUGGGUCCAUGUGAUGUGCUACAGGAUCUGUGCUCGAGGACUCUCUGCCACCAUCCGAUAUCACAACAAGGAAAAUAAACCAAAGAAAGGAGGAAUCUGUGUUGCCAAUCACACCUCUCCCAUUGACAUUGUGAUUCUCUGCAAUGAUGGGUGUUAUGCUAUGGUGGGUCAGAUACAUGGAGGUUUGAUGGGAGUCAUCCAGAGAGCCAUGGUGAGGUCGUGUCCUCAUGUCUGGUUUGAGAGAGCAGAGAUGAAAGAUCGCCACCUAGUGACCAAAAGGUUGAAGGAUCAUGUGAAUGACAAGACAAAGCUUCCCAUAUUGAUAUUUCCAGAGGGAACAUGUGUCAACAACACAUCUGUCAUGAUGUUUAAAAAGGGAAGUUUUGAAAUCGGAUCAACGAUAUAUCCAGUGGCCAUUAAGUAUGACCCAAAUGUUGGAGAUGCUUUCUGGAACAGUUCCAAGUAUAGCAUGGUCAGUUAUCUGCUGAGGAUGAUGACCAGCUGGGCCCUCGUCUGUAAUGUCUGGUACCUGCCAGCCAUGCACCAACAGGAGGAAGAAGAUGCUGUCCAGUUUGCCAAAAGAGUCAAGUCGGCCAUCGCUCUCCGGGGAGGGCUGGUAGAUCUACAGUGGGAUGGAGGCCUGAAGAGAGCGAAGGUGAAGGAUUUGUUCAAAGAGGAGCAGCAGAAGCAGUACAGCAGCAUGGUGCUGGGAGACGACAGCAGCAGCCACAGUGACUGACUUCCCCGACAGUACGCUGAAUAAGUCCCUUCCCCGUGGAGAACAGACACUGGAAUCAGGCCUCUCUCUUCAGGCCUCUCUCUCCAGUCUCCUCUCCUCUCUCCUCUCUCUGUCUCUCUCUCUGUCUCCUCUCCUCUCCUCUCCUCUCUCUCUCUCUCUCUCUGUCUCUGUCUCUGUCUCCUCUCCUCUCCUCUCUCUGUCUCUCUCUCUCCUCUCUCUGUCUUUCUCUUUUUCUCUCUCUCUCCUCUCUCUCCUCUCUCCUCUCUCCUCUCUCCUCUCUCCUCUCUCUCGUAUGUUCCUAUUAGCUGGAUCUGAUCAUGCCAAGUGAACUUUCAAACACACUGUGAAACCUCAGGAACAGCUAACAGGAGAGUCUCUCAGUGAUUCACAAAGUGCAAUAUUGAACUUUAUGAGAAGCAGACUGUGGCUCUGGAAAAGGGAAAGCUCUCUGUCUCUUACUGCUGCUGAAGAAACCGGAGCUUCCGUUGUGAUUGAAUGUUAAUGCUGAGAAAAUGCUCUGAAUGAAAUGUGUGAUUCCAGACAAGCCACUGAUCAGAAAAAACUGGAUUCAUGAACGUCUCAGUCAGUCGACUCAUUCAUGUCCCGUUCUGUGAUUGUGCAAUGAACAAAAAGAACCUGUAGGUAUAUUGUAGUUUUUCUGUUUUGUAUCAUAACAUGACCUAUUAUUUAAUACAACAGAUGCAGAGAGAUAAAUACUAAGAUAUUGGUUUUAUGUAUUUACAUCUUGCAGUGUUGUACUGCAACAUAAUUAACACUGAUAAGCACCUACACCUAUGUAUAACAUAGUUUUUACACAGUCUUCCAUUAUUGAAGUUAACACUGAUAGACAUGAUACACCGAUAGUUUUGGUUAUACAAAAAGGAAACUUCUUGUGCUGUGUUUUUUUCCACAGUACUGUAAAGGCAAAGCAUGGACACAAGGGUUUGGCACUUAAAUAAUGCAUGAUGAUGGAUGAGUGUGAAAGAUAGCUCAUUAAAUGUCCACAUGAGAUGCGACAGUCUUAAAGGAGAACACACAGCUGAGACUUUUUGGAUCUCUCUCCACUGGGUAAUUUUCCUGAAGCGUGAACCUCCUCUCUGCUGUCACUUUUCUGCAGGUUCUCCUCUUUGGGUCCUUAAAGCAAAAAAAAAAAAAUGUAUUCACUCACUGCAGUUUUGUGAAUGUUGACAUUCAAUCUGUUGACGUAGCGUUCUCACCAUCAUUCUUCUCACCAUCAUUCUCGUUAUCACUCAGAUCUGUGUUGUCCUGUGUAAAAACAAACCAGCACCACGUUGUGUCUCACAGCCUUUACAACAAGCAGUAACGAGCCUCUAUGUGAUGACAGCACUCACCUGACACAAGUUACUUUUGUUAUUCUUCUCUUUGAGUUCCUGAUAUCUGCAAAUAUCAAGGAUGAAAAAAGGUUUACAUGUGAUUGCCAAGAAACUCAGCUGAAACUAAUUUAUUUACAGCCAGUGUGUCUUUGAAAUGUGACUUCCUGCCUGUUCCUUUUAGUGAACAAGCCAAGAGAAACAAAUGGUACAGGGAAAUAUUUAUGAGCCUGAUUAGUGCCUCACAUCUGUGUCUCCCUCUGCACAGUUCAAAUGACAAACAGGUUGCUGUUGAUUCAGGCCAGCAGUGUUUAAAUUAAGCUGCUUUUAUCUCUUAGCAAUAAAACAGCCAAUAAAGAUGCUCUGUGGCAAAU